This is a messenger RNA of Cimex lectularius (bed bug), 4136 nucleotides long. It is a transcript of the gene Octbeta2R, whose product is annotated as octopamine receptor beta-2R. Gene Ontology annotation, molecular function: octopamine receptor activity. The coding region runs from base 411 to 1676 and encodes 421 amino acids. The record is from RefSeq and is a predicted model, not a curated record. NCBI's taxonomy places the organism in Eukaryota, Metazoa, Arthropoda, Insecta, Hemiptera, Cimicidae. Gene Ontology annotation, biological process: adenylate cyclase-activating adrenergic receptor signaling pathway. Gene Ontology annotation, cellular component: membrane. The transcript has 8 exons.
GAGUCAGUUUUAGUCGUAGCUUUGGCCAGCCACCGUCUCGACCGCCUCAUAAACCGAGACGCGUGUUUUCGAAAACGUUCUUGUGAGUUUUGAAUUUUCUUUUCAUUUGUGCCGGUGCUGCAGCCUACGUCGAACCUGCGUCCGAGCUUUUUUGGAUAUUUGCUACUUUUUCGAGAGCUUCGCUCGACGAAACAACCGCUCAAGGAAUAAUUGUUGUUUGGAUCCAAGGAAGAAAUUCAAAGGUGUGUUAACGCAACAUACGCUGCCCUACAAAGGAGAACGAUUAACAACUGAUCCAGCCUUAUUUCUUUGAUAAAAUUCUCAACGACGGAGACUUGGACUGGAAUGAGCCAUGAGGGAAUCAAAUAAGCAAGUGAAAAUAGGUGACCUGGAAACGGAGCAGGGGUAAAAUGGGUACCUUCGAUGGUACCUACGGAGGAGGGUUCAACGAGACUGAAAAAAAUGACUCAGGAGUGUACCGUUCGUCGGAGUACGAGCAGGACUGGACGGACAUCCUCACUACGGCGAUCAAGGGGACCAUCAUGGGCCUUAUCAUCAUCGCCGCCAUACUCGGCAACCUCCUUGUCAUCGUGUCCGUGAUGAGGCAUCGCAAGCUGAGGAUCAUAACCAACUACUUCGUCGUGUCCCUCGCCUUCGCGGACAUGCUCGUCGCUCUGGUUGUGAUGACUUUUAAUGCAAGUGUUCAGUUAACGGGAAAGUGGCUCUUCGGCUACUUCAUGUGCGAUGCCUGGAACUCCCUAGACGUUUACUUUUCUUCAGCUUCCAUACUUCACCUCUGUUGUAUAAGUGUCGAUAGGUACUACGCUAUAGUGAAGCCUUUGAAGUACCCAAUCAAUAUGACAAAGAAAGUGGUUGCGAUUAUGCUGCUCAGCACCUGGGUGUCGCCUGCAAUCAUAUCCUUCGUUCCUAUUCUCUGCGGCUGGUACACGACGGACGAGAACCAGGAAUUUCGAAACCGCCACCCCGACGUUUGCGAAUUCAAGGUGAACAAGGUCUACGUUAUCGUUUCGUCAUUGAUUUCUUUCUGGAUUCCCUGUACGAUUAUGGUCUUCACGUAUUUGGCCAUUUUCAAAGAGGCGACCAGGCAGGAGAAGCAGCUGCACGCCCGUAUCGGCAACCAGAUGCUGCUGAACAACAGCCGUGACUGCAACGGCGAUACUCUCGGAUCCUCGGGGGGCUCCAGCAAAGCGCUCGCUCUCAACGAGGUCGGUCUGCACAACACGCCGACCAAAGACAGGAACAUAAUUAAAAUGAAAAGAGAGCACAAGGCCGCAAGGACACUGGGCAUCAUCAUGGGCACAUUUAUUUUAUGCUGGCUUCCUUUUUUCCUAUGGUAUGUGAUAACGACUCUGUGCGGUGAUGCAUGCCCUUGUCCUGACGUAGUCGUAGCCCUGCUUUUCUGGAUCGGCUACUUCAACUCCACCCUCAAUCCGAUCAUCUACGCUUACUUCAACCGCGACUUCAGGGAAGCGUUCAAGAACACGCUGCAGUGCGCUUUCUGCUCCUUAUGCAGGCGGCCGCCGUCGGACCUCGAGUCGCUGGAGGUCCGCAGGCCGUCGCUCAGGUACGACGACAGGACGCGGAGCAUCUACUCCGAGACAUAUCUGAAGCACAUAGACAGAAGGAGAAGCAGUGAAGUCGGUAGCAGUCUCUGAUCCGAGCAGCCGGUCUAAGCGACGCUUAGGCCCACCUCUUCGGCGGGUGAUAAUUUUUUACGCGGGGGUUGAAACAAAACAACAAAUCACCAUGCGCUCUAAUUUCAUGGAUCUGAUGAUUUAUUAUUAAAUGACAAAAUGCUAAACUAUUGAUUUUACCUAUUUAUGCUUUUUAUAAGAUCUUCCAAAGGGCAAGCAUAUCAUACGACCCAUACAAUAAAAUAUUGGAAUCAAAAUAAAUAAAAACAUAAGCCCAUCGUAUUUUUAAUCUCCAAUUUUCUCAAAAAUAUCCGUUACUUAAGUCCUUAAAAGAAGUUACUAUUAGAAGUUAGAAGGAUUUUCAUUUUCGGCUAAGUUUGAAAAUAUUGUUUUAACUAGAAAAAUACAGUUUUAUAUAUUUUCGUACAUAGAUAAACAUAAAUAUCCCAGGAACAUUUGUUCUAAUUUCCUGAAUACAGCAGUUACAGAGAUAAACUUUAAUUAACAAGAGCCAGAUGAGUUAAUACUUUUUAUUUGACAACCAUCCUUUGAUCCGUUAAAUUUAAAAAAAAAACUUGAAAUUAAAAAUGUAAUUGAAAUGCCAUAUCGGGACAAAAUCGAGUUGCUUAAUUUUUCAAACAUUACUUUUCCUACAUUACCAAUUUUUGCCAGAGAAAUGCAGUGUCUCUCUAAAAAAUUGUGUUAAUCAAAUAUUAUAAAAAAUACCAAUACAAAUUAUUGAUUAGUAAUAAAUAAAAACCGUAUAUUCGUGCGAUAAAAACCUGCCAAAAAAUACUUAUAAAAAAAAGAAUCUAAUAAAAAUAACAGCUUUCUAUUUAGGAAUCAAAAUUGUAUUUACAUAAGAAAUUUAAUCCUGAGCAUUGUUUAUUGUGUUUUUUAUGAUCAAUCGCUUAUCCUCAUUUUUAAAACGCAAUACAAAUUUAUAAUUAAAUUUUAUCUUACAUUCGUAAAAAUUGAAGUAGAUAGCGACAGUAAAGUAAGUUUUAAAGUUGGUAAACAAUAUAUACAAAACUUUUCAAUAAAAAGUCAUACUAAAUAACCAACUUUAAGCAUUAAAAGAAUAAUAACAACAAAGUUUUCGUUUUAAUUUACUACCAAGUGCAUAAGGUUUGUUUUCUUAUUCAUUGUGAUUGCACAUUUUAUGAUCAAUCAAGUUUCUCAUUUGUAAAUCACAGUACAAAUUUACAAUUAAAUUAUAUAAUGAAAUUAUAUAAUAUACAUGGAGAUAGCGACAGUAACAUAAGUUUUAAAGUUUGUAAAAACAUGCUGUAAAAUACAUAGGAAACUUUAAAUUUAAAAAAAAUAAGGACAAAGUCUAAAAAAUUAAUUGUUUUCAUGGUAGUUAACUUUGUUCUGAGCCUUGUCAUCCUGAAUUUCUCACAAAAAAGAAAGGCCAGCAUUAUAUCUAAACUUGUUAGCGUAGAUUGCUUUCUCGUACGAAGAUAAUAUUUUUUUAGCAUACGGUACAAGCAAUUUUGUCAUCGGUCCUUAUCGCUCGAUAGUACAGCAUCCAUCCAUUUAAUUUUGAACUUAAGGUACAUAUAACUUGAAUCAUUUCUUUUACGUAGCACUGCUCCGCUUCCAAGACGAAAAACGACUGGGAACUGAGAGAUCUGGAACUGAUGAGACACAACGGAUUCUGAAAAUAAAAAAUUAAAAGAAAAAUGGCAAGUUUGUACAGUAAAAUAUCAAAAUGUGCAAAAUAAAAUUCGUCCUUUUUAUAAUAGAAUUUCUGUCUUGGUUUCAUUCCAUUCAUACAUAGAGAAAACAAUUAUUUCAUUUCCGGUCUUUAGUCGUGAGAUUACCUUCGUUUAUUGUUACUCACUUAUUUUCACUGUACGUGAAAAAUUUGAGAAUGUCAAUAAAAAAAAUAUAACAUUAUUAUUGUCUGUAAAAGCUUUACCUAAACAAAAUAUAUUACAAGAAUAUUAAGGAUUGCCUGCGCAAUUAUACUAAAAACACAAGCAAUGUCUAGAACUAAUACUCAAUUUUAAGUAAUACUUAAUGCAUGUCAGCGAUAACAAAUAAACAAAUUCACUCACACACAAAUAUAUUUACUAAUUUCUGAUAUUAAUAUGCACAAAUUUUUUUUCUCUUAUUACCAACUUUCAUCUGUGAUAAAUGAAACCCUUCAACAAUCAAAGUUAAUAAUCAAUCUGUAAGCAGGUUGGGUUUUACACUCGAGAAUUUUUUAAUCUGUAAAUAGUAUUCUAAUUAUUUAUCGAUUUAAUUUGACAAUCGUUGAACUGGAAUUUUUCAUUGUCAUUUUGCAUCAUGUUAUUGAAUUUCAAAAGAAUCUAAAUUUUUGUAAGAAAUAAGUGUGCAUGGUGAUUCAUAAAACUUAAAAAGGACCUGAGAAACGGUCGGUAUGAAAACGGGUACCCAUUAUAGUAUAAUAACAAUAAAAUCAUUUUACAAAAAGCCUAGCGUGUGUAUUAAACCCUUUCAUAAUAGAUUGUA